AUUCACUUGCAUACAAACCCUAGCAAAAGUGAGAUGGGAGCUCUAAGUCGUUAGUCAGUCAAUAGCCAACAUGAUACCUAUAUAGCUAGCUAUCAUAGAUAUACCUUUAGGGUUCUAACAAGCAGGAGGAAGAUCAUGAAUUUUAACCAAAGUGGAAUCGAGGUAAUUCUUCACGUUUAGGAAUGAAAGAGGGAUACCAUUUUUGUAAAAUGAAAGGUAUACCAAAUAAAAACUUUGGCCCCCUUGACCAGAUAAUCUCAUAAUCUUUGAAUUGAGUAAAACGCAAUAGGAAAAACCAUCCAAAAGAGAAACAAGAGAUACUAUUUUUAGAUGCCAAAUUUUUUCAUGGCAAAGAGUAAAGCCUCAUAGUAAGGGCACUUAUUAAGAGAGUAGCUAAUAAGAGAAGUUGCCAAUGUUUCACAAUGUUCUCAGGUUGAUCAAAGGAAAAGUUAACAACAUUAUCAUUAGGAGGAAGAAAAGAAACAAGACAAAUCUACCGUAGAAGUGUCCCAAGAAGAAAGCUUAAUAUUCCAUUUAAGGGCAACGGUGAGAUCAUCUGUGAUAGGGUUGGUAGUCUUCGACGAAUAGGGUCCCGAUCGAGACCAAAGGUGAAAAGCCAAUGAUGGAGAGGAGAUCCCUCGCAUCCAUCUAAGAAAGAUGUGGCCUCUGGCAAAGUUGGAGACCAAAGGAGGUGGAUGAACAAAAUGUGUGGCAGCUAGGGUUUCCAAAGGCCCCAGAGUAUUCGAAAGCAAAUAUUUGGAGGAGUAUCUAAGAGAUGAUUUUAGGGUUUAGAAGUAUAGGAGUUAGAAAUACAUAAUAUUGCAAACAUCUUUGAGAUCUAAGAUAGACUCCUAAAAGAAAAGUAAAGCAAAAAAAUCUAUUAAAGUACCAAACCUGUUGCAAAGGGACAAUGGAGACAUAAUAGUGGAACUAUCGCAUUAACACAAUAAGAGAGAGGUAUAGUAUCCUCAAAGCCUUCAUAAUAUCAACACAAUUUAGUAUGUGUGAAUUUAGCAAAUCUGUAGUGGUAUUGCACCUGGUUGAAUUUCUACUGUUCAAAUCUCUCUCCUUUUAAAAUGUCGUUGCGAGAAAGUCCAACUCUAGCAAUAGAUUUUUUUUCCUUCCAGACAUGUUAAAAUAUUAAAGUUUGACUUCUAUAAUGAAGACAAACUUGGGGAUGUUUGGUAGCAAGGAGGAUUUCUAACUUCAAUUAAGAUUUAGUAAAUAUUAUAAAUCCAAAUUUAAUAAGUCCUAGAGGCAUUAAAUACUAAAAAUUAUUUGCACGAUAGAUGUAAUUAAUUUCAUCAAAUCUUAGUAAACUAUUUGGCAUAUAUAGCAAAGAGAAAAAGAAUAAAUAUCAUACUUACUCUAGGUUUAUGAAAUCCAGCAUUUAGCCUAUAAUAGAAUGAAAUUGGGAUUUGAGAGGAAUUAGUGAAUUACGCUGUUAAAAGAACUAACUGACAAAAUUUAGCUGAAAUCCUAGCUUUUUUUGUUAAAUAUUGCAAGUAAAUAGCAACUUGGUGAUAGAAAUGUUAUAAGAAUAUACCUGAAAUAAUUCUAUUAGAACUUCUUGUAUUCAUCCAUCACUAUCACAAACAAAGGCAAAGACUUCUAUCAUGAAAAACAAAGUACUCUAAGUUCUUCAAUCUUUAUGAUGUAAAUUUUUUUCUUCAUGGGAUUUCUAUGUUAUGGAGAUUAUGAUAAGCAUUAUUUGACUUAUUUUAUUUUAUCUUAUUAUUUUGGCAGAGGAUUGGGGCCGAACAACUUUAGUGGAACUCUUCCAGCUAAGCUAGGAGGCCUUUGGAACCUACAACAAUGGGACAUGACUAGUUCUGGAUUAAGUGGCGAGCUUCCAACUUCUCUUUCCAAUCUUACGGCCAUGCAGACAUUGAUGAUGUCAGACAAUAAUUUUACAGGCAAAUUACCAGACUUCAUUGGAACUUGGUCAAACCUACAAGUUUUGAGGAUACAAGGGAACUCCAUCAGUGGUCCAAUCCCUUCAAGUUUUUUCUCUCUCUUCAAACUUAAUGAUUUACGCAUAGGAGACUUAAUAAAUAGGUGUUCAUCAUUGGAAUUUCUUGGGAUCAUGACAAAUCUAAACACACUAAUCUUAAGGAAUGCCAAGAUUUGUGCUAGUCUUCAAUCAAUCUUUGACUUUGCGUCUUAUACAAGUUUAGUGACAUUGGAUUUGAGCUUCAACAACAUCACAGGCAAUAUUCCACUAUCUCUACUUAGCCUGAGCUCCCUAAACUUGUUAUUCCUUGGGAAUAAUAGCAUAACAGGCACCUUACCUGAAACAAAGAGUUUAACACUACGUAAUAUAGAUCUAUCAUACAAUCAAUUGUCAGGGAGCUUGCCAUAUUGGGUCAAUGAACCAAACUUAGCGUUGAACUUGGUUGCCAACAACUUUGUCGCAGACAAUUCCAAUAACAUUGUCUUACCUUCAGGAUUAGACUGUCUUCAAAGAGACAUGCCAUGUUAUCGAGACUUUCCAGCUUAUUAUCAAUUUGCAAUAAAUUGCGGUGGAGGUGCAAAUGUGACGAGUUCUCUUGGAACUAACUUUGACAUAGAUAAUGCUAAUCUCAGUGCAACAUCAUAUUUUGUUACUAAUUUAACAAAAUGGGCAGUAAGCAAUUUUGGAAGGUUUAUAGAUGCCUCAAUUAAUCCUAAUGCAAAUUAUAUAAUUAGUUCUCAGAUCCAAUCCCAGAACACACUUGAUUCAAAAUUGUUUAAUACUGCAAGGAUGUCACCAUCCUCAUUAAGAUACUAUGGCUUGGGACUUGAAAAUGGGAAUUACACAGUAAAGCUACAGUUCUCUGAGAUUGGAAUACCAGAUCAACCAACUUGGACAAGCUUAGCUAGAAGGGUUUUUGACAUUUAUAUACAGGGCAUGCUUAAGGAGAAGGACUUUGAUAUAAGAAAGGAAGCUGGUGGGAAAUCUUUUAGAGUAGUCUUGAAGGAGUACCAAGCUCCUGUAACAAACAACUUCUUAGAAAUACAUUUAUUUUGGGCAGGAAAGGGCACAACUUUUAUUCCUAGUCCAGGAUAUUAUGGGCCAUCCAUUUCUGCAAUCAGUGUAUCUCCUUAUGAUUUCAUUCCAUCUGUGAGCAACAAACCCCCACAUUUCUCUUCAUCAAAUAACAAUACAGCUCUAGUUUUAGGGAUUGUAUGUGGUGUUGUAGUUUUGGGACUUAUCGUGUCUGCGAUAUUAGUGUGGAAACAUAAACAAAAAAAUCUUAACAAAGUUAAUGAAGAGUUGUUAGGAAUGACUGCUAUACCAAAUACAUUUAGCUAUUCUGAAUUGAGAACAGCAACUGAGGAUUUUAACCGGUCAAAUUUUCUCGGAGAGGGAGGAUUUGGGCCUGUAUUCAAGGGAAAACUACAUGAUGGAAGAAUGGUAGCAGUAAAGCAGUUAUCAUUAGCAUCUCAACAAGGCGAGAGACAAUUCAUGGCAGAAAUAGCAACUAUAUCAGCAGUUAAACAUCGCAAUCUAGCUAAGUUGUAUGGUUGUUGCAUUGAGGGAGACAAAAGACUCUUGGUUUACGAGUACCUAGAAAAUAAGAGCUUGGAUCAAGCUAUUUUCAGGAAAAAGGAUUUGCAUCUUGACUGGAAAACACGCUUUGAGAUUUGUUUGGGAGUAGCAAGAGGCUUAGCCUAUCUUCAUGAGGAAUCAAGUGUGAGAAUUAUUCACAGGGAUAUAAAAUCUAGCAACAUUCUAUUAGAUGGUAAUCUUACCCCAAAGAUAUCAGAUUUUGGUUUGGCAAAGCUUUACGAUGAUAAGUGGACUCACAUUAGCACAAGAGUUGCAGGCACAAUAGGUUAUUUGGCACCUGAAUAUGCUAUGAGAGGGCAUUUAACAGAAAAGGCAGAUGUCUUCGGUUUUGGAAUUGUUGCUCUAGAAGUUCUGAGUGGAAGGCGUAAUUCAGACCCCUCUCUGGAGGAAGAGCAAAGCUACUUACUUGAUUGGGCUUGGCAUUUAUACGAGCAGAAGCAUGAAUUGGACUUGGUGGAUCCAAGUCUAUCAUCAUUCAAUAGAGAUGAAGCCACUCGAGUAAUUGGUGUUUCUCUUUUAUGCAUCCAAGCAUCGCCAACAUUACGGCCGGCGAUGUCGAUAGUGGUGGCCAUGUUGGCCGGAUUUCUCGAGGUUAAUGAGGUCACCUCAAGGCCUAGUUAUUUAACAGAAUGCCACUUCAAAGAUAUAAGCAGUAAUUUGGCUAGUGCUGGUUUUUGCAAAUCAGCAGACCUGAGAGAGACGAAUAGCCAAGUUAACGUGCCAUCAAAUCCAGAUAAUGUGAAUCUGUGAUUUAAAUGGGGACUAGUCCUUCAGCUAAUGCGCUAUUAAGGGAAAACUCUGUUGGGAGGAAGAGGAUCCCACUUGUUGUAAGGUCUGUUUGGGAUGGCUGUAAUUUUUUGUAAAGACAGUUGCAAAGUUAGUAUAGAAAAAAUAUGCAUUUUGAAGGCUGCCAUUCUCCGACCUGGAAAAUUAUAAAGAUGGGGGCUUUGUUCCUUAAAAGAAUUGUU
Molecule: messenger RNA, 4521 nt
Organism: Dendrobium catenatum
Lineage: Eukaryota; Viridiplantae; Streptophyta; Magnoliopsida; Asparagales; Orchidaceae
Product: probable LRR receptor-like serine/threonine-protein kinase At1g56140
Exons: 20
Coding region: 1673-4303 (876 amino acids)
Biological process (GO): protein phosphorylation
Molecular function (GO): protein kinase activity; protein binding; ATP binding
Source: RefSeq, a predicted model, not a curated record